GCGGCCGCCUCUGGCCCGCACGCGUGGGGGUUCUCUGUGGGAAGAGCUGAAACCCCCGGUCGGAAUGCCUGGGGGUUGGUAGAGCCGUGUUUUCGGCGGGACAAGCGGGCGCCUCUCCGUGUCCCCAGGAUGGAGCGGACGCACCAGCUGGAGCUGUUCCCUAACUACAACGUCACGCUGCUUCUCUUCCGACACGUGAAAAAUGCCGCUGCUCUACGGAAAAAAGCCAUGGAAGGAUCCCUCGAAGGAGCACUGAUAAACCCUGCGAUGAUUGUAGAUCCUUUUCAAAUUCUCGUGGCAGCCAACAAAGCAGUACAUCUACAACAGAUAGAUAAAAUGAAGACCAGAACUCUCUAUGCAGAAAUUAUUUUCAACCUUUCACCAAACAACAAUAUUUCAGAUGCAUUUAAAAAGUUUGGCAUUUCAGACAGUGACACAGCAGUACUCAUUGUUCUGCUGGAUAGCUACAAAACUGUAAAUCUGGAAGAUAUAGCAUCACAAGUGGAAGGCCAACAGGUUUCUCUAGAUGAACUCCCCCACCUAACAGACACUGCCAGAGUUAAAAAGAUAUACAAAGUUACUCCGCAAGAAGAAAAAAUCAGCACCUUAUUGGAUAGUGUUGUUUGCAGAAUGUCAACGAAAGAUGUCUUAUGAAAAUGUGGAAAUACAUUUUUUAAAAGGAAAAAGGACUUUUUAAGGUGUAAAAAACACUUCAUUGCAGUUCAUCUUGCAUUUCAGAGAAAGUGGAGUAGCACUGAGUAGUUUGAUGACAUCUGAUCUUUAACCAAGCUUGGAUACCAAGCUUAGUAAUCUUAUCUGUGUUCUAAGCACAGAGAGCAAUUCCGCCAUGCAAAGCAGAAUUUGCCGUUGGUAUUUCUGUCCUUUUUCUUGACAAGGGAAAAUUGCCAGUGCUCUAAGCUGAACAUAAACAGAAGGAUUGGAAAUCUCUACUUACUUUUCUCUUUUAUCAACAAUGUUUUGCCAGACAGGAUUCAAACAUUCUAAAUAAUUUUUAUUAACCCUCCCCGAUUUGUUUUUUCGGUACACCUGAUGGAUGAUACUCUUUUAAGGAUACUACUGCCACAAAAGGUGUUGAAAUGUUGUCCAAUACAGUAAACAGACCAGUGAACUGACAUAUAGACCUACUUUUGUCUGUGUUUCUGUAUUAAUUAUGGAAAUCCCUAGCUUGUGUUUUGCAUUUUGAUUUUGGUUAAGUCUUCCCUCAGUUUAAACCCAAGAGUACAAAUACCAUCUUUUUCUUACCAACCAGACCAAUGGCAAAUUUAGUUCCCAAGUACCAAAGGAAUUCCAAGAUUUAUCAAAAGAAAGGAUUUGGGAGAAAUCGCUGUGCUGACUUCUUGCUUUAAAGAUGGUUUUACAGAAUGCAUCAUCCUCUCUAAAAGGAAAUGUGAGGCAGUAGUAAAAAAUGGAGCUUGGAAGGGCUUGCGUCUUUUAAAAAAAGAUGUGUGUAACAUCAGGAUGUGAGAAUGACCAUGGAAAAUAAAAUACUUGUUUUCCUUUUCUGACAGUCCAGUUGGUACAUGGAACAUAUCAUAAGAUUUACUGGCUGAACUACAAUGUUUUUGGUAGCUUAAAAUAACAGCAGACAGCUUUGCUUAAACCACAGCCUUUUUUGAACAUGUGUAAAACAUCUGUCCAGUGUCUUUAAUACAGGAGAAAUAGUAAUACAAUGAUGACUGCAUAAAACUUUUGACACACAAGUUGUGAAGUUGGGGUUACAGUUUCUACUUCUCAUUAGUCUGCUUCACUGCUGCAGAAACAUUAAAGAGUUUGUUACUGUUGACAUAAA
Messenger RNA from Manacus vitellinus (golden-collared manakin), 1810 nucleotides. It is a transcript of the gene TPRKB, whose product is annotated as TP53RK binding protein. The coding region runs from base 130 to 654 and encodes 174 amino acids. The transcript has 4 exons. Gene Ontology annotation, cellular component: cytosol; EKC/KEOPS complex; nucleus. NCBI's taxonomy places the organism in Eukaryota, Metazoa, Chordata, Aves, Passeriformes, Pipridae. Gene Ontology annotation, biological process: telomere maintenance via recombination; tRNA threonylcarbamoyladenosine modification. The record is from RefSeq and is a predicted model, not a curated record.